UUUUUUUUUUUUCUUUUUUAAAGGCCCCCGCUUCAGCUGGGUUCACCUGGAAUGGUUAUGUAACACAAAAAGCAGGAGCUGAAAGCUAUCUGGACUCAAAGCAUGGCUUGGUUCGGUGUAAAUAUCAGUAACAUCACUUUGGAGAACGCUUUCUCCGAGGAUGAGCCGCGAGAUGAGCGCUUGGCUCAGGUGGAAAUAGCCCUCCUGUCCAUCAUCUUCACCAUCGCAGGAGUCUUAAACUUCGGAGUGUUGUUGCUGCUGUGGAAGCGGAGGAAGCAGCUCUCCAGGAUGCGCGUCUUCGUUUUCCACCUGUGCGUUGCCGAUCUGGUGGUCACAUUCUUCCAAGUUUGUCCCCAACUCAUGUGGGACAUCACUGACAGAUUCGUCGGUCCAGAUGUAUUGUGUCGCGUAGUGAAGUACCUGCAAGUGGUCGGGAUGUUUGCCUCCACCUACAUGAUAGUAGUGAUGACGAUAGACCGAUAUCAAGCCAUCUGCAACCCCAUGGUGACUUUCCAGAGGCGCAGAGCGCGCUGGAACGGUCCGGUGUGCGCCGCCUGGUGCGUCUCUUUCAUCGGCAGCCUCCCGCAGAUCUUCAUCUUCUCUCGGGUCGAGGUCGCUCCAGGAGUGUUCGACUGCUGGGCGCAGUUCAUCAAGCCUUGGGGACUGAAAGCCUACGUGACCUGGACGACUCUGGUCAUAUUCGUACUGCCCAUUGUCACGGUGAUCGCGUGCCAGGUGCGCAUCUGUCGCACCGUGCACUUUAACUUUCACAUGAAGACGCAGCACGUCGGAGAGGUGGUCAGUAAGCCGCUGUCAUCCAGGGCCAGCAGCGUGGCAGGGGUAUCCAAGGCACGGGUGAAGACGGUGAAGAUGACCGUGGUCAUCGUGCUCGCCUACAUCAUCUGCUGGACGCCUUUCUUCACCGUGCAGCUCUGGUCCGUCUGGGAUGUCGAGGCGCCCACUCAAACUGCAACCUUCACCAUCUUGAUGCUGCUGGCCAGUCUGAACAGCUGUGCCAACCCCUGCAUUUACCUGCUGUUUAGCGGGAAGCUGCCCAAGAGACUGGCGGCGCUGACAUGUGUUGAUCAGCCCGAGAUAAAGGAGUCCAUCCAGGAGGAGGCCACCAUGGUCAGCUCCCUGUACAUCAGCCUUAAGAGCCUGUCAGACUGCAGAUGAAAGUGCAGACGCCUCAGACACUUUUUCUCACCUCAUCCUGUUAAACAUGUUGCAGAGAUAUGGCUGUCCCAUGAGACACUUACUGAAAUCCACAAAUGAGUGUGAAGACAAAAGCUUAAAGCUGUAAACAGUAUGCUAUAUUUUACUGAGUCCAUAUUGUAGAAAUGAACAAUGGAUUAAAUGCGUUCAUGUGGGAGAUCCACCAUGUUUUGAUACAGUGAAACAAGUAUGAUACAGUUGCUGUGAAGUCACUAUUACACAUUUUUUUUGCAUGAUUUCUUUUAGCCAUGAUGUGGUUAUAGUGAUGGAAGUCUGCUGGUCAGCUGGUCCACCAUUUUGGCCCUGGGUGAAAUAUCUAACAACUACUGGAUGAGAUGUUAUUCGUGGUACCCAGAAGAUGAAUCCUACCUAUUUUGUUGAUUUCCUGACUUUUCCUCUAGUUCUAUCAGCAGGUCAAAGUUGUUACAUAUCCAGUGAAAUAUCACUCAAUGGACUGGCACAAAAUUUUGUACAUUCAUGGUACCCAGAGGAUGUGUCCUGUUUACUUUGGUCAUCUCCUGAGUUUUCCUCAAUUGGGAAAAUGAGACUUUUCACUCAAACCCACAUGUCAGGGUAAAAUGUCUUGACAACUAUUAGAUGGAUUGCCCCGACCUAUCAUGCCCUUCUGUUUUCCUUCCGACACUCACCCAAAUAAAAAGCAAAUACUCUCCGGACUGACCAACCUCAUAUCUACAUUGCAUCUGCUUGGACUGUAAUGGUGGCAUUAAAUGUGUCUUUAUUGUUGACAAAUUAAACUAAUGAUAUUUGGGAGCCACUGAACAAUAUGGUUGUCCUCUAUACCUCAAGAUCAUGGUCCUCAGUCACAUGUACAUGGAAUAAAAAAGUCUGUUUUGUCAGAAAGACAGACAAAAAAAUAUAAAUGAUUAAGAAUCAUAAAGCAUUUACAUUUAAAGGACCAGUGUGUAGGAUUUAGUGACAUCUAGUAGAGAAACUGCAGAUUGCAACCAAUACAAACCCUUCGACUCACCCAAGCUUAAAGGAGAAACUAUGGUGCCCGCAAACACAUAAAAAGCCUUUCUAGAGACUGUGUUUAGUUUGUCCUUUCUGGGCUACUGUAGAAACAUAGCAGUCUAACAUGGUGGACACCGUGGAAAAGAUGUUAAAUGAAUAUUUUUCUGAGUGAUUUAAGUGUUUCACUUAAAUGUGAAUGUGGUGUUUAUAUGUAUCAUAUGUCCUUUGAAUGUGAAUCAUGAGUUUACUUUGCAUCUGUAUAUAAAAUCAUAUGCAUGAUCAUGA
Messenger RNA from Larimichthys crocea (large yellow croaker), 2472 nucleotides. RefSeq names its product arginine vasopressin receptor 2b, tandem duplicate, 1 (gene avpr2b.1). The record is from RefSeq and is a predicted model, not a curated record. The transcript is spliced from 2 exons. NCBI's taxonomy places the organism in Eukaryota, Metazoa, Chordata, Actinopteri, Sciaenidae. Gene Ontology annotation, biological process: cellular response to hormone stimulus; G protein-coupled receptor signaling pathway; regulation of systemic arterial blood pressure by vasopressin. Gene Ontology annotation, molecular function: peptide binding; vasopressin receptor activity. The coding region runs from base 103 to 1176 and encodes 357 amino acids. Gene Ontology annotation, cellular component: plasma membrane.